UGUGGUACUGCAGCCUGGGUGUCUUUUAGAAAAAAGCAAGACAAAGUGCCUUACAGGGCUUUUCCAAACUCUGGGAGGGCGCGUGUUUGCCUCUGGGAGCAAGGCCGAGAUCCAGACGGAUUUCCCAGUGGGAAUCUGUUAAGACCUCUCAGACUUCCCUUAGUGACACAGCUCCCUUGGUGGUGUCUGGUGGGAGGGCAGCUGACCACUGCCUGCCCUGGCUGUUCCCAGUGCUAGUGCUGGUUCACCACUGCAGAGCUGGCCUCUCCUUGCCUCCCCAGUCUUAUUCCUUGGGAAGCCCUGGGUGGUCCUAGCAACUGCAGCCAGAGGGUUGGAGGUGCCUUAUUGCUGCGGACAGGGUGGGUUUCAGAAGAGCCACCUUUAUCUCACAGCUGUCUGUCCUCAGCUCCUGACUGCCUGCAGCACUGCACAAUCUGGAAGAAGGAGUGGGAAUCACCUGGUCACUAGUUUGGACUCCACAGCCUGAACCAGAUGAGGAAAGAGGUUGGUAAGCGCAGAAGCACCAACGGAGAUGUCUCCAGCUUAUCCCAGGACCCUCAGCCCUCCAAGGUGGGACAUGGCUCUGUUCCCCAGCCCAGGAGUGGUGCUCAGCGUGCUUCAGGUAGGCUUUAUGAAGAAGAAGAGGACGAUGCCCUGCCAGACUCAGAUGCCCUGCCGGACUCAGAUGACGAGGUGGAGCUGGAUAAGCCGCGCCCCAUACAGAUUGUCCUUGCUCAUGAAGAUGACCAUAACUUUGAAUUAGAUGAAGCAGCAUUGGAAAAAAUCUUGCUUCAGGAACAUAUUAAAGAUCUUAACAUAGUAGUUGUGUCUGUAGCAGGAGCUUUCCGCAAAGGAAAAUCUUUUCUGCUGGACUUCAUGCUUAGAUACAUGUAUAACAGGACUUCUCCUUGCUGGAUAGGUGGAAACACUGAGCCAUUGACCGGGUUUACAUGGAGAGGUGGAUGUGAACGGGAAACAACUGGCAUUCAGAUUUGGAGUGAAGUGUUUGUAAUUGAUAAACCUAAUGGAACAAAGGUUGCUGUACUACUCAUGGAUACCCAAGGUGCCUUUGAUAGCCAAUCCACUAUCAAAGACUGUGCGACAGUUUUUGCCCUGAGCACCAUGACGAGCUCUGUCCAGGUAUACAACUUGUCUCAGAAUAUUCAGGAAGAUGACCUUCAACAUUUGCAGUUGUUUACAGAAUAUGGAAGACUAGCUAUGGAAGAAAUUUACCAAAAGCCGUUUCAGACAUUAAUGUUCUUAAUUAGAGAUUGGAGUUAUCCUUAUGAACAUGCAUAUGGCUUGGAAGGAGGAAGAAAGUUCCUAGAGAAAAGAUUGCAGGUAAAGCAAAACCAACAUGAAGAGCUACAGAAUGUAAGGAAGCAUAUUCACUCCUGUUUCAGUAAUCUUGGGUGUUUCCUGUUGCCCCACCCUGGUCUUAAAGUUGCAACAAAUCCAAAUUUUGAUGGGCGAUUGAAUGAUAUAGAUGAGGAUUUUAAGAAUGAACUGCGGAAUUUGGUGCCGUUACUGCUUGCCCCUGAAAACUUGGUAGAAAAAGAGAUUAGUGGAUCCAAGGUGACCUGUAGAGAUCUUGUAGAAUACUUCAAGGCUUACAUUAAAAUCUAUCAAGGAGAGGAGCUACCUCAUCCGAAAUCUAUGCUGCAGGCAACAGCUGAGGCGAACAAUCUUGCUGCUGUGGCAGGAGCAAAGGACUUGUACAGCAAAGGCAUGGAGCAGGUGUGUGGGGGAGAUAAGCCUUACAUCGCCCCAUCGGACCUCGAGCGGAAGCACCAGGAUUUCCGAGAGAGCGCCAUCCGGCAGUUCCGCUCCGUGAAGAAGAUGGGAGGGGAGGAGUUCUGCCGGCGCUACCAGGAGCAACUGGAAGUGGAAAUCGACGAGAUCUAUGCAAACUUUGUGAAGCACAACGAUGGCAAAAACAUCUUUUAUGCUGCUCGUACCCCUGCCACUCUAUUUGCAGUCAUGUUUGCCAUGUACAUAAUCUCAGGACUGACUGGGUUCCUUGGCAUGAACUCCAUAGCUGCCCUGUGUAAUCUUGUGCUGGGGAUGGCUCUUAUAUCGUUUUGUACAUGGGCAUACGUUAAGUACUCUGGGGAAUUCAGAGAAGUUGGAACAGCCAUUGAUCAGAUCGCUGAAGCUAUAUGGGAACAGGUGUUGAAGCCCAUGAGUGAUAAUUUGAUGGAGGAUCACGUGAGGCAGUCUGUAAAAAACUCUAUCAAAGCAGGCCUGACCGAGCAGGUGUCUCACCAUGCCAGACUAAAGACAGACUGACAGUUCGUCUCCUCUUCAACUCUGCCCUCUCAUCCUAGACAUGCUUGCUGUACCAUGAGAACUCAAUAAUAAUAAUAAAAAAUGAAUAAAAAUAAACCAAAGUUUACAAUCAACUGUAGAAGUAGUUUAGUGUGAUUGGCUUCACAGAUUGCUGCCAUCACCGGGGAAGAGUUAAGUUUGUCAGUGUUCAGCUUCUCAGACAAACUGGUGCCAUGGAGCCCGCUGGGGUGGGAGGGAGUGGCUCAGUUUUACGUAGUCCUGGUGACCCGUGUUUGGGGGAGGGAGGGGGAGCUUCCCCAGCGCUGUGAGUCCGUGCAGGCUCUGGCUUACAGGGGCAACCUGUCCCCUGCAGGAGCUGACUUCAGGGAAGUGUAAUGAUCAGACCCACACUAGGUGUGCUCUCACCAAAUGUCCCCAGCGCGGCACUGCCCCUCGCGAGCUCCAGCGAGUGUCCUGUGUGUGCAGCCGGUGGAGCCAUCGGAGCGGCCACUCCAUUACAACACGUCUCUUGCUUUCUUGCCUUUUACCAGUGUUACACAGAUGCAUGUGCUGGUUCCUCACGCAGAACUGGGCUGUCAGGGAGGCAGUGGCUCAGCACAGAGGGUGUCUUGCCUUGAACUCGCAGACCUGGUCCCGAGGGAGGUGCAUAUCGGAACUGAGCUGUCUCUUUCUGCAGUUUAGCCUUCAUGUAUAUAAUAUUGCCAUUAAUUCUACUGGGGAAGAAAUUCCAUCCAAAAAUGUUGCCUACAGCUACCAAGCAAUGAGUUAGGAUUGUCUGUACAGUGUGUUUAGUUUUUAUUUUUUAAGAAAUCACAGAUAGGGCAUGUAUAUGAAAUAUAAAUAUAUAAAUACGAUUUUGUAUCAAAGUUUUGUAGUUUAUGGCAAAACCUGGUUCUGUGGUAGCUAAGUGCAGUUCCUGUAAAGGAAUGUUUGUGGCUCAUGUAAAUGUGUGAAUGCAUCAACAAUUUGAAGUUUUUUGAUAUAUUUGUGAUAUUUACCUGCCUUGAGCACUGCAAUCUCUCACCCCCUUGGGAAAAUCAAUGGGAAUGUUUGUUGUGAAACUCUUGUCUUCUGUUGCAUUUUAAAGUUAUUUCCUGUAAUUUAUUUUCAGUACAUGAUUAAAAUCAGUUAUGUAUAUAUGAAAUGAAAUCUGUGCUUAUUUUUAAAAGAUGUUCAAGUAUUGUAUUCUACUACAUAAACUAUGUCAAAUACUUAUCCUGACAAUUAUAUGAACAGAUUUGUUCUAUUGUACUUCAUAGCUUUCUAUUGAAGCCGAUGUUCCCCUCAUGCUUGUCUCUGGAAGAUGACCUCUGUCCAGCUCAUACCCCCUCCCUGUAUAGGAAAACCUCCUGCUGUUCUUAAGCACGCUUUUGACUUGUGGAGUUUCUUGUCAGAUUCUGCCCUCCGACAACUGUAUCACUCUGAAAUCCUGUUACUGGCUUUACUUUCAUUCUUGGCUAAAUCAGUACCAACUGUGUGGAGUGUAAAGGCAGCUAAAUAAUUACCUGCUGUAGUUUCAGCUGGAACUGGCUGCGUGCAGUAGCUGGGUUUUUGCAUUCCUAAAUGGCAACAAUUCUCAUCAACAUUUGAGCUUUAACAUCUCCCCUCUCUCGAGUGAGGGAAAUCAUCUGUCUAGGACUAAAGCAAUUGCACUGUGACUUUUGCACCGCGAAGAACUGCUGGGGAGUGGUGGUUACCUGCCCUCUGCAGGUGAGGGCUCAGCUCCAGGGGAAUGAUGCUAAAGAUGAGGUAGGAAUGUCGCAUUUUAUGAUAUCUCAACCUGUACAGAUUAAAUACUGUUAUUCAAACAA
Corvus hawaiiensis (hawaiian crow) is the source of this 4100-nucleotide messenger RNA. It is a transcript of the gene ATL2, whose product is annotated as atlastin GTPase 2. Bases 493 to 2289 code for a protein of 598 amino acids. NCBI's taxonomy places the organism in Eukaryota, Metazoa, Chordata, Aves, Passeriformes, Corvidae. Gene Ontology annotation, molecular function: GTP binding; GTPase activity. The transcript is spliced from 13 exons. Gene Ontology annotation, biological process: endoplasmic reticulum organization; protein homooligomerization. The record is from RefSeq and is a predicted model, not a curated record.